AUGUAUAAUUUUUUCAAUAACCUGGAGAUAGCAAAAAAUAAAAUUAUUAGUCACCUUCAUAAAGAACUAUUUGAAGAAAAAGAUAAAGAUGAAUCGUAUUUUAUUCAAGAAGAAAGAAAUAUGAAUUGUUGUAAGCAAAAGUCAGUAGAUUUAUGUGUAUCGUCAACAGAGAAAUCCCCCUCAAAAGAAAAUCAUGUAAAUGAAGAGGACAUAAUAUAUGAUCAUAAUAAUAAUAAUAAAAAUAAAAAUAUUAACCACAAUUUAAUAGAUAGUACCAAAAGAGAAGUACUUAUUCAAACAAAUUUACUUGAGGAGGAAAAGAAAGACAUAAUUACUAACAUUUUAACAAACGAGGGAAAAUAUAAAACAGGAAAAAAUAAACAAAAUGAUAUGGUACCUCUAGAUAAGGAUCAAAAGGUAUUUAUGGAUUUUGAAUAUAAUCAAAAGGAUGCUUCAGAUAAGGAGGUGUAUUAUGGAAACAUGACAAUAUGCACCCAUGAAAAAAAAAAAAAAAAUCCUUUUGAAGAUUAUAAAAAUGAAGAGGAUUGUAAAUAUGUAAUUAAUGAAAAUAAAGAAAUUAAUGAAAAUAAAGAAAUUAAUGAAAUCAAUGAUAAUAAUAUAUAUAAUGUUGAUGAUAAUAAUAAUAAAUAUAAAUAUAAAUAUAAUAAUUAUGAUGAUAAUAAUAAAUAUUAUGAGAAUGCUCAUUUUAAUACGAACAAUUGUCAUACAAAUAAUAAGGAACUUUAUUUAUUGGAAAAAAAACAAAAUGAUGUCGAUUCCUUAUUAAUAUUAAAAAAUGAAAAAAAUUAUGUUAAAAAAAAAGAAAAUUUAAAUAAUAACAUAUCACCAUCCUGUGUCAUAAAUAAAGAUGGGGAAAACGAAAGGAACCGUUCUGUUUCUGAACCUUUCAUAGAUAUAAUUAAAGAUGAAGAAGAAAAAAAAAAAGAAGAAAGGACCUCCCAAUAUCAUAAUCAAAAUGAAAUAAAAAAAAUUAAUCAAAAAGAUGUAUCUGUAGAAACGGAAUUUUAUAUGAAAGAUUCUCUUUUAGAUAGUCUUGAAAAACUUUUAAUAAAAAAUGUAAGUUUCAAUUUUGUGAGGAAAGAAUAUAUCAAUAUAUUUGAGGAUAUGAUAACCUCAAAAAGGGAUGUAACGUGGAAAAAAAAUAAAAAAGAAAUGAAUAUAGAGGAAAAGAAACUCUAUAAUAAUAAACAUAAUAAUAAUGAUAGCUGUUCAAAGUUUUGUGGCAAAGACAAAAAUAAAGAUGAACAAAAAAAAAUAGACAAUAUUAAAGAUCAAAAUGAACAUUUCGAUAUGUUAGGAAAAUUACUCAUGAGUGAUAUGAAAAGUCUUUUUACAGAUACCAUUUACUGCUCUUCAGAUUUGAAUAAAAUUAAUAAUUUUAAUAAUAUGAUAAACAAAUAUGUAGAAGAAAUAAAAACGUUAAAGAAAAAAGAGAAAAUAUUAAACGAUAUAAACGAAAGGCAAACAUUUCAAUUAUUACAGCUAGCUCGACAAAUAUCACAUAUAAAAACUGAACAAGAUAUUUCUCAUGAUAUAUUGAAUGAUGAUAUUAGAUCAAGGGAAAAAUGUGAAUAUAUGGAAAAAGAAAUUAAAAAAUUAGAAAAAGAAAAUGAAAAACUACAAAAUCAUUUAAAAGACAAAAUGACAUAUAUGAAACAAAAUUUCGAACUAAAAUGUUAUAUUCAAAAUAUACAAGAAGAUAUAAAAAAUAAAAACUUUUUGUGCACAAAAAUUAAUGAAGAAAAACAUCAACUUGAAAACAAAUUAAUAAAAUAUUAUGAAUAUCUACAAAUUAUUAAAGAAGAUCUAUAUGGUUAUAAAAAAUUACUUUAUGAUUUUAAAAUAAACGAAAAACAUGUAGUCAAUAGGUUUAAAAUGUUUUUAACAAAUUAUAAAAAGUGUCAUCAUGUGAAAUCUUAUAAACUUGGGAAGGAAAGUGACGGAUGGAUUAUUCAAAAAAAAGCAAAAAGAAAAAAAAAAAAAAAAAAAAAAAAAAAAAAUAUGAACAAUUGGAAAUUUAGUCAUUUAAAGGGGGGAAAUUUCAAAAGUGCAAAAUUUUUAAAAUGGAUAGAUGAUGAUAAUAUGUUACAUAAUGAUGAUGAUAAUAUCAUACGUAAUGUUGAUGAUGAUAAUAAUAUCAUACAUAAUGAUGAUGAUAAUAAUAUCAUACAUAAUAAUGAUGAUGAUAAUAUGUUACAUAAUAAUGAUGAUGAUAAUAUGUUACAUAAUGAUGAUGAUAAUAUCAUACAUAAUAAUGGUGAUGAUAACAAUGUGAUUUAUGGGGAAACACCUUCAAACCAUAAUAUAUCUUGCAAAACCAAAACAAACAACACCAUUAAAAACAUAUUGAAUUAUAAUUCUACAAAAAAUUGUUUACCAAAAGAACUAAUAAACAAAAUUAAUUAUUAUAAGUAUCAAUUGGAUGAAUAUAAAUCCAUAUAUUUGAAAAAUAAAAAUAAUGCCCAUAGUCAAUUAAGGGAAACAAAAAAAUUACUUUCAUAUGAAAUUAGAAAAAAUAAAAUGAUUGAGAAAAAGUAUGAGCUUCUUUCAAAUAAAUUUCAAGACAUAUAUACUACAUUUAAUGAUGAAAAAAAGGAUAUUCAUAAUAAUAAUAAUAAUAAUAAUGAAAAUAGUUAUAAAAAAGAUUCCAUAUCAACACAAGAACUUUUGAAUGAAAUAAAUCUUCUAACAGAAGAAAUCAAAAAAUUUAAAGAAGAUCAGAUAUUAUUACAACAAGAUGUAAAUAAUAAGAGUAAAAUUAUAUCUCAUUUAAUAAAAAAACAUGCUUUGAGCGAAGAACAUUUUAGGUUAGACAAAAGUUUCAACAUUUUUAACAACAAAUUAACUUAUGAUGAAAUGAAAAAAGUUAUGGAAGAGACAUUAAUUGAAAACAUUCGACUAAGAACUGAUUUAAUGACUCUUGCCAAAAGCAUAAAUAAAUGA
Plasmodium falciparum 3D7 is the source of this 2964-nucleotide messenger RNA. Its product is annotated as calcium-binding protein. The record is from RefSeq and is a predicted model, not a curated record. NCBI's taxonomy places the organism in Eukaryota, Apicomplexa, Aconoidasida, Haemosporida, Plasmodiidae.